AUAAAUUUAAUGUACACGUGUGCAAGGUGAACAACAUAAGACACGAAGUGCAGGUUCUGUGCCCACGCCUGGAUUUUUCCACUGUUAGCCCAACCCAGACCCGUCUCUCGUUAAUAAAUGAGAGAGACUCGGGAUCCAGCCAACCCCAGUUACAAAGCUCACGAUGCCAGAACCGCGGCCACGCCGGUUGCACGGAUCUGUCGUAGUUGCAGCUAGGAUAGUGAGACGGCUGGCCUGACCCCGUCACCUCCUCGGAGUUGCUGGACGGAGCCGCUCUCUGCAACGCUGCACUGGCCGGAGUUGCACUGGAGGUUGCAGUCCUGCGCUGCACCGUUGCAUGUCUGCAAACUUUGCAGCGGCUUCGCUUUGCCGGCGCUGAGCCAGCGGCUGGCGCAUGCGCGGAGGUUGCCGGCGGCUCUGCGCUGCUGCUCACCAGGCGCUAGGGCUGCGCUGACCGGCCGAGCGGCCGCCCCCGGCCAGAGGCAGCGACACGUCGCCCGGGAUCCCCGAGACAAGCGGCCGCGUCCGGAGGCACCGACCAUGGGCGGCUGGCGGUGGGGGCGAGCGUUCAGCCUCGUCCUGGCGACAGGUUUUGCCUGGUGUAACCAGUCAGCUGCUGAUAUGAAUUCCACCAGCACACUGCAUGGAGAUAAGUAUUUAUGUGGAGAAAGGCAGCAGGUGAACUGCACAGAUCCUCUUACAGAAGCUCCCCUGUUAAAGCACUUCAGCAAGUGUCCAAAGAGGUUCGAGGGCUACUGCAUCCAGGGUCAAUGUCGUUUCUUGGUGUCCGAACAGCAGCCUUCCUGUAUAUGUAAAUCUGGCUAUACUGGAUCUCGGUGUGAAAUGGUGGAUAUGCUCUAUCUCAUCGGAGACCACGACCAAUUCAUCAUCAUGGGUCUGGUUCUAGCGAUGGUGGUUCUCGUAACACUGAUAAUUAUCAUCUGUAUUUGUGUACAUCGUUUUCGCAGGAAGUACAAAGGAAGAAGGAAGUGGCAGCUGUGUGUUAAAGCUGUGAGCACACAACCUGUUGAGGAGAGAAACAUACGAGGUGAAAACGAAGAUACAGCAAUGACCACUCUCGCCUGAGGUCAUACAAGGGGGUGCCUGCAGGCAGGAUGUUCUUCCAGGGAUGUGAUAUACUGCAAGAGCAUCACCAAAAUCUGGGUCCAUCUUGGCAGCCUGGCCCUAUUCAGGGUCAUGUUCAGAUUUGGAGGUAGAGAUAAAGGGAAGAAUCUGUCACUGCUCUAUUGAGAGUGGACCGAGAAUUACGUGCGGUUUUCCAUAUUUGUACUUCACUGUGAUUGGAAAUGGCAUCAUAAACUCUAGAAGGAGGUUUACACAAAAAGUUGACACUGAGAACUCAGAACUGAGUGAGCGAUUUGCCCACAAUGUUAGACACACCCUGGGUCGACCUGGAAGUCUCUCCCAGUGAACAGACCAUCUCUUGUUCUCAACAGUAGAGAAUAACAAAGGCUAAAGUAUAUGUUACUUGAAGGUUGUGAGACACAUGAGGAGAUUGAAGUAUUUAUCUUGGCUAAUUUUAGGAGAGAAAGGAUGGCUACGAUGUUUUUGCUGUAAAGAGUUUCAGACCCAGGCUCAAUAUUGCUGCUUUGAGAGCCCAUUACUCUGACCCUGCAUCGUAUGCUAAUGAAUGUGAAAUGGUUCUGGAGAGAAAAGGUUCAGAAAUUGUGCCAUUUUCAUACACUUUUUUUAAAAAAAAAAGCUUUUUAAAGAAAAAUAUACUUGUUUCUGAACACUGAUAAAUGUAUAACUGGUGUGGAAACUCUAGCCCAUGCCUACUCUACACUGGCCGGGACACUGUAUCCAAGCUGUGGCUUGUCAACAGACGGUGUUUGAAGUGUUUCCUCCGUCUCCUCACCAGCUUUGAGGUGAAGUCUGAGUGUGGAUUGAUCCAUGGAUUUUGUGGAAGUGGGA
Messenger RNA from Pristis pectinata (smalltooth sawfish), 1935 nucleotides. RefSeq names its product probetacellulin-like. Lineage: Eukaryota; Metazoa; Chordata; Chondrichthyes; Rhinopristiformes; Pristidae. Gene Ontology annotation, biological process: positive regulation of cell population proliferation; epidermal growth factor receptor signaling pathway; positive regulation of mitotic nuclear division. The record is from RefSeq and is a predicted model, not a curated record. Bases 541 to 1086 code for a protein of 181 amino acids. The transcript has 6 exons.